AGUAUCGGCGCUGAGUGUGAUGUGAACAGUCAGAUCAUAAUGGCGACUGCUGGAACAGCAGACUUGGGAUCAACAGCCACGACAGGGACCAGCAGUAUUCGAAAAGUGGCCCCUCCAGAGAUGCCUGGCUCUUCAGGCACCACUCAAAGUAUGAAGAAGACCAUUGGACACCGAGGCGUUGAGACCACCACAGGAGAGACCACCUAUAAAAAGACCACAUCAUCUGCCCUCAAAGGUGCCAUCCAGCUGGGCAUUGCUCACACAGUUGGCAGCUUAAGCCAAAAGGCGGAGAGGGAUGUUCUCAUGCAGGACUUUGUGGUGGUCGAAAGCAUCUUCUUCCCCAGUGAAGGCAGUAACCUGACUCCUGCUCAUCACUACAGUGACUUUCGCUUCAAGACCUACGCUCCUAUUGCCUUUCGUUACUUCAGAGAACUGUUCGGCAUUCGGCCAGAUGACUACCUAUACUCGCUGUGUAAUGAGAAACUGAUUGAGCUGUCUAACCCUGGAGCCAGUGGAUCGCUCUUCUACGUCUCUAGUGAUGAUGAAUUCAUCAUCAAAACUGUUCAACACAAAGAAGCAGAGUUCCUCCAGAAACUCCUGCCUGGUUACUUCAUGAAUAUAAACCAAAACAAGCGCACGCUGCUUCCCAAGUUCUACGGACUGUAUUGCGUUCAGGCAGGCGGCAAGAAUAUCCGUAUUGUAGUGAUGAACAAUCUUCUGCCUCGGAUAAUCCCCAUGCAUCAAAAAUUUGACCUGAAGGGUUCCACAUACAAGAGACGAGCUUCCCCCAAGGAGAGAGAAAAAGCUGUUCCCACAUACAAAGACCUGGACUUUAUUCAGGAUUUGCCUGAUGGACUGCUGCUGGAAGCCGACAACUACAAUGCCCUCUGCAAGACUAUACAGAGGGACUGCUUGCUCUUGCAGAGUUUCAAGAUCAUGGAUUACAGUCUUCUCAUGGGUAUCCACAACAUGGACCAGGCCAAUCGUGAGCGGGAGCGUAGUGGAGGCAAUUCAGCCGACAGCGGGGGAUCAGAGGGAGCGGUGACCCCAGAUCAGCGCCGGCCACAGGCCCAGAAAAGUCUGUACUGUACAGCAAUGGAGUCCAUCCAAGGGGAGGCUCGAGGGAAAGGAGCAUUGGAUUCUGAAGACCACACGGGGGGUAUUCCAGCUCGUAACACUAAAGGAGAGAGGCUGCUGAUCUACAUCGGCAUCAUCGACAUUCUCCAGUCUUACAGAUUUAUCAAGAAGUUGGAGCACUCCUGGAAGGCACUGGUCCACGAUGGGGACACCGUGUCAGUUCACAGGCCUGGCUUCUAUGCAGAACGUUUCCAGCAGUUUAUGUGCAAUACAGUGUUUAAGAAAAUUCCACUAAAACCAUCACCAUCUAAGAAGAGUCGUGGUGGAGGUCCGGGCGGUCUCAGGAGGGCUCCAACAUUAGGAGGUCCCACACCACUAUCCCAAGCAACAGGGCAGUCAUCUAUAGACUCCAGACUAGUCUACCAUAGCCACUUCAGAAGCACAGAGUCAGAGGCUGAUGGUGGUGUGCAGUCAGGCAGGCCAGAUUUAGUUCCAAGGACUCCUCCGCCGGUUGAAAACCUCGCUGAUUGUGAGGCAAACUUGUCCACCUCAUCAUUAGGCAGCACAGGACUUGUCUCCACAUCUCCUCCCUUGCAGUCUGUAGGGGUGGAAGUGCACAAAUCGGCGAACAUAGACCAUGACCAGGGUUCCCCCCACAGUUUGGGAGCAGUAGGGAGUGCAGAUAAUACAGGCAACUUGUCUGGAAAUGAAGAUGUAGUUUCAUUAUCAGAUAUCAUCCCUGAGACCAACAUCUGUUUUUAAAACGGACUCAGUGCCAUCGAACAACAUGUUUCUGGAAGAGGUGAGGUGAGAAGAAUAGAGACGGUAAAGCUCACUCAGCCACCAUAGAUGCUCUGUUGCACCUCUGUAAUGUUCUCAACUCGUGGGAUGUUGGAUGAAGAAACAAAGUGCAGUGAGCAUUGUGACAGUGAGGGAAGCACUGGUGAGAAGACUGAGGUGAAGACGUGUGUGGUAGGCUGUGUGCUGUCUCAGCCAUCAACAUUGUCACUCAUUUUGUCCACACUUAUUCCAAAGUCCCACUUUAUCUCACAAACACCUUUGAAAAAAACUGAUAAUCUUGAAUUGACAGCUUUUCGGUGUUAAUAAAUGAAGGUUAUGCUUCACAGCUGAAUAAAUCUGGGUCAUACAACCCUGCCAACAAAUUCUGACAUUUAACAUGUCUGUUUGCUGUGAUUGGGUCGUAGGCAGUAGACCAUUAAAAUAUCUAUACUGGGUUUGUUAAUGUAGCUAUGAUGAAGAUUCAGUCAUCCUGUCCACUUCAGCAGCAUGAAUCUGAGUGGGCGCAGACAGCAGUUCAGCUGGAAUACACACACAUACACAUACACAUACACACCUAAGAGCACAUGAAGGGUAAAGCCUGAAUUUGUAGGAGUGAAUAUUUUGCUGUGCUAUGCUCGGUCCAAGUGGAUUCACAUUUCCGUGGCUUACACUCAAGUGUUCCUGUUAUCACACAUCCAUUUCCUCCUCAGCAUUUGUCAUGAGCAGGAGCACUCAGUUCUCACAUCAAUAGAGAUUAAAAAAAAAAAAAAAAGAAGCUCAAAUCAUCACUUGCUGCUGUUGAUGCUACAAUCAUUUAUGUGUUUCUUUUUUUUUUACUGAAUGCAGAUGUAGUGUUUCAUAUUUUGAAAUAGCAAAAGGAUGGUUUGAACCAGACCUCCUUUUGCCAUUUCUCAGGCAAUUUUGUUUCAUGUUUAGUAAUAAGUUAUUCUGCUGGAUGCCACAGUGGUGCUGCAAACGUCCAAUUAGAUCUUUCCACUGCUGAAUAUAUAUUGCAAUGGUUUUCUUAUAUAAAAAGUGUCUUAUUAACAUGCAGAUCACAUUUGUCCAACCCGGAAUGUCUCCCCCUCUGAUGUGACCAUACGUGCUUAAGUGUAAAUAAAUGCAGACUAGAGGAGUCUAAAGCAUUGCUGGAGAUUAGAUGCUGUUAGAUGAAGUUCUGUAAAGUUUUUAGAAUAGAAAGAAUUUUCGUCAUGUCAUGUCUGUGCCUUUACAUGUUUUGUUUUAAACCAUAACUGGUGAUGCAUGACUACUCUAUACAGAUUAAUGCUAAAAUUACACGCAGAAACCUGCCUUAUUACUACAGCUAAAGUCAUCAAACUGCCAUUUGUAUGUGUGGACCAACAAGUCAGUUGUCUGGGUUAAAAGAAUUUUAAUGCAAACACUAAUACAAUCUUGUUCAGUUACCUGUAUGUGAGCUGUUGUGGUCACUAAUCCUUUUAAGUCUGCUGACAUCAAACAGUUAAGAUGUCUGUCUUAUGAAUCAUUUCUGCUGGUUACAGAAAUGAAACCUUCCACAUCCACUCUUGGACCAAUACUAUCAGCCAUGUGUGUAACUAGUUUUUGUAUUUUUAUUUAGUCUUACUCAGAUUUUACUAAGCUAUUCAUAAAAAUAGUGCUUUGUUCUUGCAAAACUUUACCUUUUUUUGUGUGCGUUUGGGGCACUAAACAAGUCUCUGUGUUUGCUAGCACAGAUUUUUACUCUGCAAGAUAUAUCUGGAACAGAGAUUUCAAAUCAAUCAAAAUUUCACGUCAUCUCAUCAAUAUUUGUUUGGUAGGCACAUGUGGUCUAUCCAGCCGAGAGGGAGAAGGGGAGGAAUGUGAGUUGUGGGUAUAGACAGCAGGAAAAUAAGUCUUGUUCAUCAAUGCACAGGGGAGGAUUUAGGACUAAGUCUUUUGCUUUAUAUGUCAGUUGUGGCACCAAAGAUAUGUGCAGAGCAGAAUGAGAGGUCUGAACCCACAAAGUGCAGAACUCCUGCAAAUAUUCAGGAUCCAGCACUGAGGGAAUAAUGAAAGUAGACACUCCUUAACAUCUGCAUGGGCUCAGUUGUCGAACAUGGUAAAAACACUGGGUUGACCUGUGUUAAAGGAUCUAAUUGAACUGGAUGUUGUUUGUUAAGUAAUGUUAUGUUUGAUAAGAUUUAUCUGAUAUAAACCCAGUCUUGUAAAGGUUAUUUUAUUCAUCGCAUCAUUGACUUUGCUUGAGGAGUGACAUUUCAUAAUGAAUCCCCACAUUCCUGUGAAAUUCAACUACAGUUACCUGUGGUGGCCCUUAGAGUUCAUCUUUAACAACCGUUAAUGUAGUUUGGAUGUUGAACUUAAAAAGACUUGUCUCGGGCGUGAAGCUUAACCUUGUUUUUUAUUUGAGAGAUGCACAGCCACCAAAGAAAAACACUCCUUUUUUUUAUUAGAAAAAUCCAGAUUGAAUAGUUAUGUUACGAGAAGCCUGCAAUGUCAUCAUUUGAGACCCCUCCUACAUUUUAUUUAAAUGGUGGUACUGUGUAAGGUGGCAGUGGGUAUGUACUAUACAUACAUAACUUCUGCCACAGAACUGUUCUGACAGCACAAGAGUAACAUUGUAUUCUGGUGCGAAAAAGGUGCAUUCAGUAUCGACACUACAGUAUAUUUUGAAGUAAUGCAAUAUGAACCACAAUCCGCCGCCUUUCAGUUCUAAGAAGUAUAUUUAUUAAUAUGAUUGCUAUAGGCUGAGAGGUCAAAGGUUUUAUGUAUUAUGUACCUUAGAUGAUUGUACAUAUACUGUAUACUUACAGAAGGAUGUCUGAAACUUUAUAGCAUGUAUUGCCUAUGAAGGGGGAGUAUUUGACAAUUUCACUUUUUAUAUUUCAUGUUUAGAUUGUGAUAUGAUAGAUAUAUUCUCUCCAUAAUGAUUGUGGGUUGUUAAUCUCCCAUGCUUUUCUACAUGAAUGUUUCACACGGCUUCUGAGCCAAUGUUGCUGGUUGUCCUAUAUGCUUCAACUACUAUAUUUUUACUGUGUAUAAAAUGUGUAUAUGUACAUACGAGUCACGGAAAUGCCUUCUCAUGCAAUAUGUGCUGCCUGUCCUUCCUGCCAUGUUUCAGUUAUGUGGUGGUGAUGUUUUCAUGUCUGAUUUUAAAGGAUUAAACAUAUUUUCUAAAUCUAGU
Molecule: messenger RNA, 5017 nt
Organism: Sphaeramia orbicularis (orbiculate cardinalfish)
Lineage: Eukaryota; Metazoa; Chordata; Actinopteri; Kurtiformes; Apogonidae
Gene: pip5k1ab
Product: phosphatidylinositol-4-phosphate 5-kinase, type I, alpha, b
Exons: 16
Coding region: 40-1839 (599 amino acids)
Biological process (GO): phosphatidylinositol phosphate biosynthetic process
Cellular component (GO): plasma membrane
Molecular function (GO): 1-phosphatidylinositol-4-phosphate 5-kinase activity
Source: RefSeq, a predicted model, not a curated record